This is a messenger RNA of Truncatella angustata, 1820 nucleotides long. Its product is annotated as homoserine O-acetyltransferase. Gene Ontology annotation, biological process: L-homoserine metabolic process. The coding region runs from base 288 to 1820 and encodes 510 amino acids. The transcript has 2 exons. Gene Ontology annotation, molecular function: homoserine O-acetyltransferase activity; L-serine O-acetyltransferase activity. The record is from RefSeq and is a predicted model, not a curated record. NCBI's taxonomy places the organism in Eukaryota, Fungi, Ascomycota, Sordariomycetes, Amphisphaeriales, Sporocadaceae.
GGCAGCAAAUCCCCCGUAUUUUGUGCUCCGUCCGGAUCCCUAUCUGGCGAAGGGAUAGAUAACAGCUUUAUCAUCACGUGGGAUAGCCUCAUUUGCCCCGACACGCUCCGAUCGGAGGUUCCACUUUGUCCUCGACACUCCAGAGUAGGGCCGCUGGCUGACAAACCCGGACAAAGACGAAGUCAUGUAUAUGAUCAGUCGCAGUCCAUUGUGGGCUGGCCAGCGUCGUCUCUGAUAUUUUGGACUGCGCAACAGACCAACGGCUCCCACAAGCUUCUGCCACCACGAUGCGAACGCAAAGGCUCAGCGCUGCGGCGCUGCAACGGCUUCCCGCUUCGGUGCGGCCGGCCAACUUUGACCUGGUGCCGGCCUGGAGUACGAGAGCCUCAGCUUCCGUAGGGACACUUGGUAGACGGGGCAGCCGAUUUCUGCAUUCGCAACCCGCGCGACGAAAUGAUACCAGUUUGGGCGAGGCUUCAAACCCUGCCAUGGCCUUCCCGUGUCUAGACGCCCUCGAGAGCCGAUCCGCUACCCUCAGGGCGAAAUCUCACGCUUCCGGCCCCGAGCCGACCUACACUGCCGGCGCGACUGAAUUAUAUCACUGCAAAGACCCCUUACUACUUGAUUGGGGUGGUGUGCUGCCUGAGUUCGACAUUGCAUACGAAACAUGGGGAAAGCUGAACGAGGACAAAUCCAACGUUAUACUGCUGUAUACCGGCCUCUCUGCUUCUUCCCAUGCGCAUUCAACCCCCAGCAACCCCCAGCCAGGCUGGUGGGAAAAGUUUAUUGGCCCAGGCGGUUGCCUGGAUACGGAUAAAUACUUUAUAAUAUGUACAAAUGUCAUUGGAGGUUGUUUCGGUUCCACCGGGCCCAGCAGCAUUGACCCAGCUGAUGGCCAGCGCUAUGCCACACGCUUCCCGGUUGUCACGAUUGAGGACAUGGUUCGGGCUCAGUUUCGCCUCCUCGAUGGGUUGGGCGUGGACAAACUAUAUGCCAGUGUGGGCUCUAGUAUGGGUGGCAUGCUGUCGUUGGCAUCGGGAGCCUUGUUUCCCUCACGAGUUGGGCGCAUAGUCUCCAUCAGUGGUGCUGCACGAAGUCACCCCUACAGUAUUGCUAUGCGACACACCCAGCGCCAAGUCUUGAUGAUGGACCCAAACUGGAACCGUGGCUAUUACUAUGAUAAAGUACCUCCCCACGCCGGCAUGAAGCUAGCCAGAGAAAUCGCGACUGUCACCUAUCGAUCUGGUCCGGAGUGGGAGCAACGAUUUGGCCGUCGCAGGGCUGAUCCCGAAAAGCCACCGGCGCUGUGUCCCGAUUUCCUUAUCGAGACAUACCUCGAUCACGCUGGGGAGAAAUUCUGCCUCACCUACGAUCCUAACAGCUUGCUUUACGUGAGCAAGGGCAUGGACUUGUUUGAUCUUGGCAGAGACACUCAAGUAGCUGCUGCUGCCCGACGCGCAGAAAGACAACAGGCCAUGGAUUCAGGCUCGGAAGUAAGGGCAAAUGAUCCAUCCUGUAGCCUUACGCUGCCAGAUGCACCAUAUUCUGAGCAAGCAGAUGUCGAUUUAGAGGGCUCGGUAUCGGCAGUGAAGGUGACCUCGAGGCCACCGGAUGAUCUCAUAUCUGGACUCUCUCCACUGAGAGAUAUCCCAACUUUGGUCAUGGGUGUCGCCAGCGACAUUCUGUUCCCUGCUUGGCAACAACGCGAAGUCGCAGAAGCCAUUCGUCUGGGAGGAAACAGGAAUGUAUCCCAUGUUGAACUCAGCGAGGAACAAAAUUUAAAGAAUGUCGGAGGGAACGUCCAGAACUUCCUUGAUUAA